AUGGCAUCAUCUCCAAAUCCUACUGAUCAGAACUUCAUUGUAGUAGAUUUCCACUACAAUGGUCAGUUUGCCCCCAAUCCCUUAGUUUACUUUGAUCCCGACAGAGCAUCAGUGCGAGAUGUUGACUUCAGUGGGUUUGGGUAUGAGCAAUUCAUGGAAUUCCUUCACAAGCUCACCAAAUCGAGAAGCAAAGACAUCUAUUUCUGCCUUCCACAAGAGUCUUUAGAUCUUGGAAUUCAUACACUGGUGAACGAGGGUGAUUACAAGGAAUUUUUGGAUUUGGCGUAUGCUAAUGACAAGAGAAUUUAUGUAUAUGUGGAUCACCAUAAUGAACCUAUCUUCGAUUGGAUUGAGGCUGAGGAAAGUGAAAGUGAAAACGAAGACUUAGAUGAAGAUGAGGAUUCAGUUAUUCAAGAUUCAUAUUCUGUUGAUCAUGAAGAAGAUGAUGCUACCUACCCAUUUCCAGCAAACAAAACUGCACAUGAUAGAUUUUUAAACAUCCUUUGUGAACCUAUAGAGAGUGAAGAUCAAGAUGAUGAAUACGUACCACCCCAAUACCCUGUGUAUGAUGAGAGACAACCAUGGGAUCAGAUGAAGCCAAUUAUAGGCAUUACCCUUCUUUCUGAUGGACACAAGGGGUUAUUACAAGCAGUUAAGGAAAGAUGUCCAGAAGCUGAACAUAGGCAAUGUGCUAGACACAUUGUGGCCAAUUUUAAUAAAAGGUUUACUGGUCAAGCAUACUUAAAGUUAUUUUGGAGGGCUAUAAGGGCUAGUACUGUGGAGAAGUUUAGAGUACCAAGUUCAUCCAGGGGCAGUGGAGCAGACCCAAGUUUAUCCAGGGGCAAUGAAGGACCACCACCUACAACCCAACCACCUCCUCCACCACCACCUACAACCCAACCACCACCACCACCUGCAGCCCAACCACCACCACCACCACCUCCUGUAGUCCAACAACCUCCUCCACCACCACCUAUAGUCCAACCACCUCCACCACCACCACCUGCAGCCUAA
Messenger RNA from Lactuca saligna, 1014 nucleotides. NCBI's taxonomy places the organism in Eukaryota, Viridiplantae, Streptophyta, Magnoliopsida, Asterales, Asteraceae. The record is from the annotation of a GenBank genome assembly.